Vitis vinifera (wine grape) is the source of this 2229-nucleotide messenger RNA. RefSeq names its product probable LRR receptor-like serine/threonine-protein kinase At1g51860. The transcript has 11 exons. NCBI's taxonomy places the organism in Eukaryota, Viridiplantae, Streptophyta, Magnoliopsida, Vitales, Vitaceae. Bases 1 to 2229 code for a protein of 742 amino acids. The record is from RefSeq and is a predicted model, not a curated record. Gene Ontology annotation, biological process: protein phosphorylation. Gene Ontology annotation, molecular function: protein binding; protein kinase activity; ATP binding.
AUGGAACUGCUAUUUCGGGUUUUUGGUUUUCUAGCUCUUAAUGUGCUUUUUCAUGUGCACGCUCAAACAGGAUUCAUAAGCAUUGAUUGUGGAGUGAAUGAGGACUACAUAGACAACACAACCAAACUCUUUUACAGUACGGAUGCAAAAUUCAUAGACAGCGGAGUAAGCAAGAACAUCCCUCAUGAUUUCAAGUCCCCAAUUUUUGAAAAACAGCUCACGACUGUUCGAAGCUUCCCAAAAGGAGUCAAGAAUUGCUACACCCUACCAGCGGAACAAGGCAAUAAGUACUUGAUCAGAGCUGUAUUCAUGUGUGGUAAUGUUCAAGAGUACAAUGAUCAGCUUCCAGAAUUCAAACUAUAUCUGGGUGUCGAAGAAUGGGACACAGUGAAAUUCAACUCUUCAUAUAGUAUCUUCCGCACGGAAAUCAUACAUGUCACUAGAACAGAUGAAAUAUAUAUGUGUCUUGUAAACACUGAUUCUGGGACACCUUUCAUUUCUGCAUUAGAGCUCAGGCCGAUUGAUAAUUCCAUUUAUAACAAAACUCAAUCUGGAUCGCUGGUGCUUUUUAACAGGCUCAAUUCCGGUUCACAAACCAAUGAGACAGUCAGAUAUGGAGACGAUGUGUUGGAUCGCAUGUGGGUACCGUUCAACUCGAUUUAUUGGAAAGCCAUCAAAGCACCCUAUAGUAGUUCUGUGCUAAGCGAAAAUGAAUUUAAACUUCCGGCCACGGUAAUGGAGACUGCUGUAAAGCCUGUGAAUGGAUCUUUGGACUUCUAUUUGGUGGGGAUUGAUUCUUCUCAAGAAUUUUACAUGGAUUUAUCUAACAAUAGUUUAAGUGGAGACGUGCCUGAAUUUCUAUCUGAAAUGUCUUCCUUGAAGACCUUGAACCUAUCAGGGAAUAAAUUGACAGGGUCGGUUCCUUCGGCCCUCCUUGCAAAAUCUAAUGAUGGAACCUUGACUUUGAGUUUGGAUGGGAAUCCGGAUCUUUGUCAAAACAACUCAUGUAACACAAAGACGAAAACGAAGAACUCGGUUGCUGUUCCUGUAGUUGCAUCCAUUGCUUCCUUCGUGGUCCUCUUAGGUGCAAUAUUUGCCAUCUAUUGGCACUUCAUAAGGGGCAGAAGACAUGGUACACAUGCUGGAGUCCAACCUAAUGAUCAAGAAAGUGUAUCACAAUUUGACUUAAAGAAACCAGAUGUACCUAAUGAAGAAGAGAACUUGGAAUUGGAGUUAGAAGAAAUACAAAAGGAAAUGAUCAAACCUAAUGAAAAGCUGGAGGCAAAGAAGCAAUGCCUUAGUUACUCUGAGGUUAAAAGGAUUACUAACAACUUUCGAGAGGUGAUUGGACACGGAGGAUCUGGAUUAGUUUAUAGUGGCCAUUUAAGCCAUGGCAUUAAAGUUGCUGUCAAGAAGUUGUCACCCACUUCGCAUCAAUCUUUCGAGCAAUUUCGAAAUGAGGCUCGGCUGUUGUCAACAAUUCAUCAUAGAAACUUGGUUUCUCUAAUGGGGUACUGCGACGAGGACUCAAACAUGUUGCUAAUUUACGAGUAUAUGGCUAAUGGGAACUUGAAAGAACAUUUAUCAGGUAAAAUUGGGUCGGUCUUGAGUUGGGAACAAAGACUUCACAUAGCGAUUGAGGCAGCACAAGCACUGGAAUAUUUGCAUGAAGGUUGCGAUCCAUCCAUAAUUCACAGAGAUGUUAAGGCUGCCAACAUCCUAUUGAAUGAAAAAAUGCAAGCCAAAGUAGCAGAUUUUGGGUGGUCCAGAAGCAUGCCCUCUGAAAAUCCAUCUCAUGUAUCAACGACCUUUGUUGUUGGCACUUCUGGGUACCUUGACCCUCAGUACAACAGAACUGGACAGUUGACUAAGGAAAGUGAUGUUUAUAGCUUUGGGAUUGUUCUUUUAGAGCUUAUUUCCGGCCGGCCUGCAAUAAUGGAGGAAAAUCGCAGCAUAUUGGAUUGGGUCCGUCCCAUUAUUGAAAGAGGAGAAAUAGAAGACAUUGUGGAUCCAAGGUUACAAGGAAUCUUCAAUACUAACUCUGCCUGGAGAGCUAUAGAGACAGCAAUGUGUUGCGUACCAUUCAGCUCCACAGAAAGGAAAACUAUGAGUUAUAUAGUGAGAGAAUUGAAAGAGUGUCUGAAGCUGGUAGAGAUGAGUAGCACUUCAAAUACAGGAAUAAGCAUUACUCAACCUAUUGGACCUGCAACCGGUCCUCGAGCAAGAUAG